GAGGAAAGGGGAAUAACUCAGUUUUAGGUAAGUCAUCGCUAUUGCCUAGAAUAACCUGCCUCUUCAGCCCGAGGGAAGCAGAGAGGCGCCUUCUCCUCCUUAAAGCCUGCGGAGCGCAAGCCUCUUGGAGCAUCUUUGGGGUUGACACAGCAGAGGUUCCAGGCACACACAGCCACUCCAGCCAGGAGGCUGCCAUGCCCCACAUUCCUGAGGAUGAGGAGCCCCCUGGAGAGCCACAGGCAGCUCAGACCCAAGACUCUCCCUCUGCAGGACCAUUUCGCAGUCUUCCCACAAUCAUCCUGACGGGGGAUGCCAGUUCACCUGAAGGAGAAACGGACCGAAACCUGAUCAACAGAGCUCCCAGCCCCCACCGAAGGCUUUCCCACCGACAUCUGAAGGUCUCCACAGCUUCGCUGACUUCUGUGGAUCCCACAGGACAUGUCAUUGACUUGGUAAAUGACCAGCUGCCAGACAUCAGCAUCUCAGAGGAGGACAAGAAGAAAAACCUGGCGCUUCUGGAAGAAGCCAAGUCGGUGAGUGAGCGAUUCCUGACCCGCCGCGGGAGGAAAUCAAGGAGCAGCCCCGGAGACUCCCCAUCAGCUGUUUCCCCAAACCUCAGCCCCGGAGCUUCUCCUACACCCUCUAGGAGCUGCUCACUCACCAUCUCCACGCCACCAGGUUUCGACACGGGCAGUGGCCCACAGUCCCCUUUGCCGGGAGCACCGCCACAGCCAAAGGGGCAUGAGGCCGACAUCUCCUCACCUCACCUCGGAGAGCCUAAUGUCUCUAAAGGGCUAGCCGACCGGAAGCAGAAUGACCAGAGGAAAGUGUCUCAAGGCAGACUGGCUCCUCGCUCUCCCACGGUGGAGAAAUCCAAAGCACUUACAGUAGAACAGAAGGAAAACUUUGACCCCCUUCAGCAUCUGGAGGCCACACCCAUGGCUCAGGCUUCUGGAGCAAGCAUCAGUGGGAAAAUGGCCCUGAACAGCCCCCAGCCUGGCCCUGCCGAGAUGGAGCUGGGGAGGCAGCUUCUGAAGACAGCCAGGGAAGGCAGCCCUCUGCCCAGAAACACAGUACAAGGCUCAGGAGGAACUGUUUCUCCACAUCCCCAGGGACAAGGCUCUGCUGGAGAGCCUGUGGGGUCCAAGGCUGGCCCCAAAGCUGAGCUGCGGCCCCCUGUGUCCCGGCCCCCCUUGAUACGGGGAGUCUCCUGGGACAGCAACCCUGACGAACCUGGUCCCCUGCUGCAGAAGGUACUUGCCAAGCUGCCUCUGGCGGAGGAAGAGAAGCGGUUUCCAGGCAAAGUCAAGCCAGCCAAGCCACCUGGGCUCAAAGACUUCCAGAUACAAGUUCAGCCUGUGCGCAUGCAGAAGCUGACCAAGCUUCGGGAGGAACACAUCAUGAUGAGAAACCAGAACCUGGUGGGAUUCAAGCUUCCCGAACUGAGUGAAGCUGCAGAGCAGGACAAAGGAGUCUCUUCGGAGCUCGCCCCUGCAUCCGAGGAAGAAGAGUCAAAGAGUGGCCCGGAUGUGAUGCCCAACAUUUCUGACAUAUUGCUGCGUAAACUGAGGGUUCACAAGUCACUCACUGGAAGCGCCCCUCCACUCACGGAAAAGGAAGUUGAGAACGUGUUUGUACAACUGUCCUUGGCCUUUAGAAAUGACAGCUACACCUUGGAAUCUAGAAUUAACCAGGCUGAAAGGGAACGCAACCUGACGGAAGAGAACACUGAGAAGGAACUGGAAAACUUCAAAGCUUCCAUUACGUCCUCAGCAUCCAUCUGGCACCACUGUGAGCACCGAGAGACGUAUCAGAAGCUUCUGGAAGACAUCGCGGUCUUGCAUCGUCUGGCUGCCCGCCUCUCCAGCCGGGCUGAAGUGGUUGGGGCUGUGCGCCAGGAAAAGCGUAUGUCGAAGGCAACGGAGGUCAUGAUGCAGUAUGUGGAGAACCUGAAGAGAACAUACGAGAAGGACCAUGCUGAGCUCAUGGAAUUUAAGAAACUCGCAAAUCAGAAUUCAAGCCGCAGCUGUGGUCCCUCUGAAGACGGGGUCCCCCGCACGGCGCGAUCUAUGUCCCUCACGAUGGGCAAGAACAUGCCCCGCCGGAGGGUCAGUGUUGCUGUGGUUCCCAAGUUUAAUGCCCUGAACCUUCCUGGCCAAACCCCCAGCGCAUCACCCAUCCCCUCCCUACCAGCUCUGUCUGAAUCACCCAACGGAAAAAGCAACAUACCCGUCCCCCCGGUGCUGCCUGCACUUUUGGAAAAUGGAAAGACAAGUGCGGAGGCUGACUGUGAAGCUGGGGCCCCUGGGCCGCUCCCAAGCUGCCUGGAGGACACAAGCCAGGAGACCAAGGCCAGGGCAGAGGAAGAAGCCUACACCAAAGGAUACCAGGAAGGGCUAAAGAAGACCGAAGAACUUCAAGACCUGAAGGAGGAGGAGGAAGAACAGAAGACGGAGAGUCCUGAGGAACCAGUGGAGGUAGAAGAAACUGAGGAGGAAGAGAAGGACCAGAGAAGCAGCAAACUUGAAGAACUGGUCCACUUCCUACAAGUCAUGUAUCCCAAACUGUGUCAACACUGGCAAGUGAUCUGGAUGAUGGCUGCAGUAAUGCUGGUCUUGAGUGUUGUGCUUGGGCUCUACAGCUCCUAUAACUCCUGUACAGAGCAGGCCGACGGGCCCCCGGGGAGAUCCACCUGCUCCGCAGCCCAGCGGGACUCCUGGUGGAGCUCAGGACUCCAGCAAGAGCAGCCAGCAGAGCAGUAGACGUCGGAUUCUUCAGCCAUGCCCUGCUCUGGUGCGUUCACCCAACACCCUGCCCCCAAGUACAGUGUGUCAGGCCGGUGUGCACAUGUGGCCACUCAUCCAUCCCACUGGGGACAAGGAGGCUUUCUCUUCACCCUCAUCACCUCCAUGGAAGCUAUUCACACACAGUCAUGCUUUGAAGAGAUCAGCAAAACUGCUCUGGGAAAGGGUCUGGUGGACAAAGAAGUGGCCUUCACGGAGGACUCUAGCUCAAGGGAAGAGUCCUGUCCCUGGCUCCGAUGGAUUGGGAGAACUGAAAUCCCUUCAUUCAGGGGACGGGAGAAGCCUGCUCUCCCUUUUCCUGCCUGUGUUUCAUAAUCAGGAAGAGUUGUACUUAAUGACCAGUACUGACCGUGAGGAUCGGACCUGGGACCUGGGGUCACAUGUGGAUGUCUUCCCACUUCACUUACCAUGACUGUUCUUUAGCCUCCGCUCUCCCCUUCAGAAUCACCAUUUCCUGUCUGAGAGUGGGAAAGCGCUCUCAUAAAAGUACACAGGCUAAAAGGAGUCCCAUGCUCGAAAGGAAACAGGAAGAUGUGAGUUAAUAUAUAACGUAUCUUUAUACAUAUGGACAGAACACACAACAUGUUUGUGCACACACACCCACUCUCUGGAAGUGUGCUCUGCUUGGUGGCAGCCAUGUUGUGCCAAUCAAUUAUUUUUCACUAGGUGUGGAACAGUAGUCACCAGGCCUCAAUACAGGGAGCCCUCCACAUACUCUGAAGAUGUUUGAAAAACCCUAAGAAAUCAUGUCUUCAGAUGCCAGUUUGGAGCUGCUGUUCGGCACAGUCUCUUCCCUGGCUGUGUGCUGCAUUUGAACGUGACCCUACACAGUUAACCCACCCCUUGGGUAAGAAAAGGUGUGCCUUCCAGACUCUCACCCUACGUUGCACAUCAAGGCUGCCGUUCUCCUAUUUCCCGCCCAAAUGUGUCCUUCCGAGGACCCGUUCAGCAGCAAACCGAAGGAGUGCACCCCACCUCCAGCACAGCGUCUCUCACACUGUUCAGCUGUCACUUCACUCAGCUCUCCUCAGCUGGAGAUGGGCCUUCUGUUGUGCUUGCUUUUCUGUUUCAAUGUUUUGGUUGCUAACACUCAUGCAGGACUUAUUGUGAGUCCAAAACUGUCUCAGUGUUAUAUAGAUAGUAAUUCCUUUAGUCCUCAAGAAAAACGAAAUCUGAAAUGGAUAGUACUUUCUCUCCAUGCUCAAAUAAGGAAGCAGAAGCAUAAAUCACACACACACACACACACACAACACACACACACACACACUGAUACAACUUGUCAGGCAUAUCUAGCUAGUAUGUAAGUCAUUCAAACUAGAGUGGUCUAGCUCCAGGGACUGUACCCCCCGACCCCUCUCCGAUGGUCACCCAGCUAGGUGCCUUCCGGUCUGAUCCGCCUCCCCACCUGACCGUUCAGCUGUUCCAAACCUGUCACAGUUCUCAAAUGAAAUUGCUUCUCACACUGUGCUUCACCUCAUUAGCAUCUCCCCUGCCUUUGCCCUCUUCUCUCCACUCCUGAGGAGCAAGCACAAACACUACCCCUCUAUACAGGCUUCAGGGCCUCCUUCCUUGUUCUACCAUACCCAACAUCAUGGGUGGCACCUCACUUAGUGCUGCUGGCACUUGUUAAACUUGAGUCAUUGUCCUGUACCUACUCUCUAACUUAUUUAUGCAUCUGUCUCCCUGGACAUUUUCCCUCAAAUACGAUGUCUUACCAUCUCUUGGGUAGGUACCUACCAUGGCAAACACUUUGGAGAGAAUCAUUUCAUGUUGGUUAAAAGAACAAGCGAACAUUCAAGGUGAAGGGCAGCCUAGAGCGUGACCUCUUCAGGCUUCCUAUACCGCCACCCUCAUGACCAUUCCCAUCUCCACAAGAAACCUGUCAUGAGUGAUUCCUGACCUCGGCUUAUUUUUAUCUUUCUCUGUUUACUCUGAGAGAACACGAGUGAAACCAUUCUCAAAGUCAAAUACAAUCACUCCUUUUAGAGAGACACCCCACCCCCAACCCACCCUGACUGGGCCUCACUUUAAAAUGCUGGUUUUGAAGGGACAUCCUUCACAGUGGCUAGAAAACAGCAUCGUGAAGAGCCCAAGGAUGUGUCACUAAAGGUAAUGAGGUUCAGAGCGAGGCAGUGGGAUUUUGCAGGCAUAGGUAGAUGGCUUACCUGGAGUCUUCCAUGGGACUAGAUACAGCCAAAGGAGAUUUAACUACAUAAGCACCUUAUAGCCAAAGACAGUGUAGACAGGGUGCAGAAAGAGCAGACGUUUGGACUCUAGCAGGUCAAUGUCUAAUCUCACCCCACCCACACACCAAAAGAAGGUCCAGCUUGAGUGAGCCCAUUUGGCCACAAAUCCCCACCCCUGUUCUGGGUGAGACAAAGUCGAGGAGAUCAUGUGUCAACUGCUUCAGUGUCAUCCCUGGCCUCGGAAGCCUGCAGGAGUCCUUGGCCUAGACCAGCAACCACACCGCUCCAGUUGGAAGGGCAGUUGAGGAAAAGGACAUCUCCAAAGAGCAGAGCCACGUUUAGGGCAGCGCGGCUAAAAACACACUUGUUGGUUCACCUAUUCAGGAAAACUAGGGAUAACUUGUAGCAGUUACAGCCGCUGCCACACAGCCAGUGACAUGGAAGUCAGCCUUGGUUCCAGAUGUAACAGUCAAAUGAAACCAAAGUUCCUACUCAAGGUGCCUCUGAAACCUAUGGUCUGCUUAGCCCCGAGAGUCUGGCUGCCAGCCUUCUAUUGUAGAGGGACGUGUUUGCAUCAUCACUGAUGUCACUUCCUAAGCCACCAUGAAGUCUGUUUCCUUUGUACAGCCUGGGACGAGGGGAUGGCAAGGGAGAGCCUGGACUUAACGUCACCGGCUGUCAGUCCCUAAUGUUAAGCCUCACACAGGUAGGUGUGCUAGUGUUGAACUGUAGAAUGUCACAUAGCUGAGUUUGAAAAUAAACGCACAUUUCCAAACCUUU
Messenger RNA from Peromyscus leucopus (white-footed mouse), 5770 nucleotides. It is a transcript of the gene Irag1, whose product is annotated as inositol 1,4,5-triphosphate receptor associated 1. The record is from RefSeq and is a predicted model, not a curated record. Lineage: Eukaryota; Metazoa; Chordata; Mammalia; Rodentia; Cricetidae. The coding region runs from base 195 to 2762 and encodes 855 amino acids. The transcript has 21 exons.